AAGAUGUCCAACUGCACCCUCAAAAUCACCAGCGCAGUCGAGGACCUACAAAAAGUCACUUCCAUUCCCACCUUCAUUUUCGGGGUACUGGGGAACAUUUACGUCUUGGUGAUGUUCUGCCGCCGUCCCAGAGCAAAAUGGACCUACAUGAACGUCUACAUCACCAACAUGGCCAUCGCCGACUGCGCUCUGUUGACGUUCCUGCCCGUUAAGAUUCAUUACUACAGCAGGCCAUUGGAAGAGCAUUUAAAGGCACUGUGUAAUGUUGUUUUGUUGGUUUAUUACGUCAACAUGUACGUGAGCAUCUUCAUCAUCACGGCCAUAAGCGUGGUGCGGUACGUGGCCAUCAAGUAUCCCAUGAAGGCCAGGAAUAUCUUCUCUUGCAGGAACGCUCUGGUGGUGUGCGCGCUCAUAUGGUUCACCAUUUGCUCCAUCAGCCCGGUUUACUUCGUUACGGACUCCAAUAACGACAAGACCAUGUGCUUCCAGAGGGUCAAGGGAGGUUUGUCGUUGCAUUUCGUUUUGGUGUUGGUCAUCGUUGGAUUCCUAGUGCCGUUCCUCAUCAUGCUGUUCUGCUCCGUUAGAGUCAUUUGCACUUUAAAGAAACAGUUGGACGUCGGAUCGCGUUCUGAGAAGAUCCAAUGCAUGUUUAUCAUCAUGGCCAAUUUAGUUGUUUUCGUCAUAUGCUUUCUCCCCGUCCACUUGGGUUACCUCGUUAAAUACAUCGUGCAAAACAAGUAUGCAAACACAGACGAUAAUGAAAGCUGCUACUACAAACUGGUCGCGCACAACUUCCUGCACAUUGCUCUUUGCUUUUCCAAUAUGAACUGCGGUUUGGACUGCUUUAGCUAUUUUUUCGCAACCAAAACGUCCUGGAAUAUGUGCUGCAUGAAUGACACUAACAAUAAAGAAGGUGAAUGUGAUUACAACACCGUUUCGGAU
Messenger RNA from Sinocyclocheilus grahami, 942 nucleotides. RefSeq names its product G-protein coupled receptor 55-like. The transcript has a single exon. The record is from RefSeq and is a predicted model, not a curated record. Gene Ontology annotation, cellular component: plasma membrane. Gene Ontology annotation, biological process: phospholipase C-activating G protein-coupled receptor signaling pathway; positive regulation of Rho protein signal transduction. The annotation marks the transcript as partial. NCBI's taxonomy places the organism in Eukaryota, Metazoa, Chordata, Actinopteri, Cypriniformes, Cyprinidae. Gene Ontology annotation, molecular function: G protein-coupled receptor activity.